CUGUCAGCAUUGUGUUUACAAAAUCACACAAUUUCCGCGUAGUUUGAUCUGCACUUUUAUUUUUGUAAUUUGAGAUCUGUAUUAAAAUUUGAAUAAGAAAUCGUCGCUUUUUUAUCUUACACCAAUAUACCGGUUCAAAUUUAACUUGCGCUCGUGGUAAAUGAAGAUUAGCGAGUGUGCAGUGCGUGUAUUUCUCCCGUUGUUAUCGACUUGAAGCCAUAUUCUCAGUGCGGUUGCAUUUCCAUCAAUCAGAAAACCAUGACAUCAUCUUGAGUGAGCCGACGUUCUUGUCUGUGUCGGUCGGUCAGUCAUUCAAUCGGACGUGAAUCAAAUCGAAAAUCAUUCAUCCGGCAUCUUCGCAUCGCGAGCUUCGCAAGAAGUCCAAAACAAAGGUGCUACGUCUUCGAUGAUUUCGUGCGACGAACUUGAAGAAAAAUCAACAUCAUAGAAAUAGUCUGCAUCCGUUUUUUUUUGUUUGUGCGAAGGCAAAGAAAGGGGUUUCUGUUGGGACUGCCAAACAAAGAAAAGGCGAAUGUGAAGGAGACGACGACCAGGCGGUGCCGAUAAUGGCCACGACGACAACGUCCGGUAACAGCAGCGAUACCUUCAGCGACGGGACCAUCAACAAUUAUCACGACAUUUACAUUCAACAGGCUAGUACCAAUAGGAACAAUCGAAACAGCAGCGACGACCGUGAAGUAGAUAGGAUUGAACAAAUAAUGAGUACAAAUACGGUUGCUCCGCCGUCAUACAAUUAUCUUCCUACGGCAGCAGCGCCCACCAUAGGGAUCAACGACAGCAGUAGUCGGCUAGUGGUGAUCAGUAGCGAACGCUACCAGCUGCCGGGACCUAGUGGUAGCAGUAGUAGCGGUAACACUAGCGGCAGGACCACGAGUAACGUUAUCAUCGUGCACGGAAACGGUGGUAGCAGUUUUACGACCGGCACCAACCGUCGGGGUGAUCCGCCUAGCUAUGAGGAUGCAAUCAACCGAGAGGAACCGCCACCGUCCUAUGAUUCGUUGUUCGGGCGAGUCCGCGAAGCGCACAAAUCGUCCACCGGAGUGAUGGACUUCCUGAAGAACGUUGUGAUAUUGCUGCUGGGAACUUUGGGUUGCACAAUCAUCCUGGGCAUUACGAUCGUUAUCCCAGUAUGUAUGAUCGUAUUCGGUGCGGUCUACCUUUACGACUGCCCCCAGGGUGAGUACAUUCCGGUGUAUUUGCUGGUUGGCGGUGGCUUUGGAGUACUCAAGCAGUUGCUCCAUCUGUCCACUCGUGUUCGCAGUCGCGAGGAGCAGGAACUGGAACGCCUCAGGCAGUCGCCCACCCAAACACUAAUCAACUGUUUCAUGCUCGGUUGGUUCAUCAUCGGAUCAUUCUGGAUCUACCGAAUUUACGAACCGAACUACGAUCCGGCCAUGGGAAAGUACUGCAACAAGUCGCUGUAUCUGUUCACCUUCUGGUUGAUCACCUCGGUCUACAUGACGCUGGGCAUCAUCACCGUCGUCUUGUGCGGUGUAAGCAUCAUUAGCAUCGCCAUCCAUCGAAGGACAUAACAGUUGAAUGCGCUGUUUGAGGUGUGAACCGACCGGAUCGGGUAGGCCCUCGGCCUGUACAAAGACGAGACAAAAAUCAAAUUGCUUUUGCGUUACAUUUCAUCAGGCUCACCGAUCGAGCGACUCAGGCGAGCUUCAAGUUCCGUCGAGCUGGGGAAGAGUCUGACGAGUCAGUAUUUUUCGCUUUGCUGUUGCAAGUGCUGGAUUUGAUUGUGCCAUCGUCUGCUCCACCUUUUCGGACAGCUCUCUAGAUAGUAAGGAUGCUUAUUUACUUUUAUGUUCCGUCUAUAGGGAAAAACUAUUUAGCCGAUGCACUCCGAUAGACGAAGGAACAUUAGUUGUAGGUUUUUUUGUACAAUGAACAUCUAUAGAAGCGAUCUAUGAUAAAGAUCUCCUCGAGUGUUGUACUCUGGCUCGAUUUUCACGAAAAACCCAUUUUCACUGACGAUUCCCAUUCAUCACGAUUCUUUUUAAAUCGAGUCCCUCUCACAAUCAUCAUGUUUAGGCGUAAGAGUAAGAUGUUGCACAAAACUAACAUAUUUUUGCACGGCUAUCGGCAUAGUUAUACAAUAUGUAAUUAUCUAAAUUAACUCGAUGUUUGUACCUUCGCGAACUUCCAAUAUAAGAUUUUUUUAUUGGAUAUUUAUUUUGGCAGUGCUGGCCAAAUUUUGGAGUAUAAGUCAAAUUUGGUAUUUUGAUAACAUAGAAUUUGAGCAAAAUAACUGACAUUCGUUGAGCCUUUGGCACCGAGAAAUGAAUUUUGUAAUAAUUCGUGCAACAUGCAGUGAUAAUAUCGACAAUUACCAAAGUUAAAAAUCCCACUUGAUUUUUUUUAUUCAUUAUUCAUAUACUGAGAUUGAAUUUCUCGCCAAAGCAAAUUUGCAGUGCAUAAUAUUCUUUUGCUAUCGGGAAUGUUUCCGUUACACAUUACAGACAAACUGGGAUCUAUGGCCGGUUUGUUGCCGUUACUUUCAAUCAUCACGUCAGUUGCUUAUUGAAACUGGGUCGAUUUGAUAGACAUUGAUAAACCAUGUUAUGAAUAUCCCUUUAUCCCCUGUAUUUUAGUUUACGUUUUCUAACUUUAUGGCUACUCAUUACUAGACCAAAAUUUGUAAAAGGGGUACCAGAAAAAAAUAUUGAUGUAUAGCUUUUAGUGUGGUUCAAAUCUUGAAACGACUUAUGCCAAAUCAACUCAAAUUUUUGGAGGACACGCAGAACAUGAGACAGAAUCAGAUGAGUAAAAUAGAUUUUAGGAACCACCCUAAUAGCUACAUUCAUAGACAAAUAAUUGGACAUAAUAAUGUUUGGCUGUUACAGUAAAAUACAUUUACUGCGGGAUGAAUUUACUGUAUGUAAAAUUAAGUAGAGCUUAUUGAAAAAAAAAAAUGUCUGAAUUUGAGCAGACUCAUUUUUGUAUUAAGGACAAGUAGAACCAGAUAGGCGAAGACUGUUGGAUUUAUUUUUCUUCAUAACAGUAGUGAGUCUGUCUGUACUCUUACAACACUGCUGAUACAGUAUUUAAGAUCACAACUAAAAUAGUUAGCGUGUCGAAUUGAUUAAUCGAAAUGAUAUUUAUAUCAUUAUGAAGUUGUCAAAACGUAUUCCCUUCUUAUCUACAUAAAUUUAUAUGUCACUUCCUACUACAUUUUUCCUAUACCAGUUACAAGCGAGAAUAUAUAUCUACAUAAGAAUUGAAUUAAAACAAUCAA
Armigeres subalbatus is the source of this 3262-nucleotide messenger RNA. RefSeq lists its product as uncharacterized. The transcript is spliced from 3 exons. Bases 567 to 1553 code for a protein of 328 amino acids. The record is from RefSeq and is a predicted model, not a curated record. Lineage: Eukaryota; Metazoa; Arthropoda; Insecta; Diptera; Culicidae.